Messenger RNA from Meloidogyne enterolobii, 496 nucleotides. Lineage: Eukaryota; Metazoa; Nematoda; Chromadorea; Rhabditida; Meloidogynidae. The record is from the annotation of a GenBank genome assembly.
AUGCAUAAAGAAUUUCGUGGUCGACUCGGAGCUCAAAUUCUCCUUUCUGUCUAUAACGCCAAGGAAGUAACAAAAGAAAUAGCAAACAGCAUGUUAAUAAAUUUAGCAGGCUCUGGCCUAAUUAGCAUAAUUUUGGAUGUUUUUGUUUGGCCUCCAUUAUUAGCAAUUGUAGCAAUUUCUUGUCCACCAUUAUAUAUUCCUUUAUCUGUCAUAUUAUAUUCUGUUAUAACAAAUUUAUUUGUUAACAUUGCUGACUCGUUAUUUCUUCAAAGAUUUUUGAUAAUGAUUGAGGGAGGAAAUUUUACCCCAACAACUUUGGAAGGAUUUUUGAAUAAUCUUAGAGAUUCUUGGAAGGUAGAGAAAAUAGCUAUUGGAGGGGCUUUGUUGGAUAAUUUGAUACAAAUGGAUACGAAUUGGGAUAUGUUGGGAUUAGAUAUUCUUUCGAAUGAGGUAAAAAAGGGAAUUUUGUUUUGAGAUAAUCUAUUCACAUUUAGAU